Messenger RNA from Capsaspora owczarzaki ATCC 30864, 913 nucleotides. RefSeq names its product ferredoxin 1-like protein. Gene Ontology annotation, cellular component: membrane; EMC complex. Bases 35 to 841 code for a protein of 268 amino acids. The record is from RefSeq and is a predicted model, not a curated record. Gene Ontology annotation, biological process: protein folding in endoplasmic reticulum. The transcript has 4 exons. NCBI's taxonomy places the organism in Eukaryota, Filasterea, Ministeriida, Capsasporidae.
CGUCUCAGUCGUCUCUAUUUGAAACUUGCUCAGAAUGGCGCCGGCAGCGAUUCCACUGCUGUUGGACACGUCCAUCCGCGACUGGGUGCUCAUCCCCAUCGUCAUUGUCAUGUUCUUGCUUGGCAUUGUGCGCCACCACAUCACCGAGCUGCUCAAGUCGGACAGGAUUGACGACAAGGCUGCCAAAGCGGCGCUCGACGGACAAGGACUUCUCCGCGCUCGAGUGCUCCGUGCGAACGGCCGGUUUCUGUCGCCGCUGGCCUUCCAGAUGCGCAAGAACUUUUUCACUCAAGCCGAUGGCGGAGAUGACAGCAAGAAGGGCUGGCUGAUGCAGGAGCGUCCCAAGCCCGCCAACCCGAUGGGCGACCCGUCGCAAAUGAUGGGCAUGCUCAAGAACAACAUGUCCUUUGUCAUCCCCCAGAUGCUCAUCAUGGGCUGGAUUAACUACUUUUUCUCUGGAUUCAUCGCGACUCGCGUUCCCUUCCCUCUCACUGUGCGCUUCAAGAUGAUGCUUCAGCGCGGUAUUGAGCUGCCCACUUUGGAUGCUUCGUGGGUCUCGUCGUUGAGCUGGUACUUUUUGGCCGUCUUUGGCGUUCGCGGACUGCACACGCUGGUGCUUGGCGAAGGCAAUGCCGCUGACCAAUCGAUGAACAUGCAACAAAUGGCGGGCAUGGGAAUGACCCCAAACCCGACGGUGGACAUGAACCAAGUCUUCAAGGCCGAGCGAGAAAACCUCGACCUGUGCGUGCACGAGUACGCGCUCGCCAACAUUGAGCGCGCCUUGCUCGAUACCGCAUCAGUCUCGGCAACUUCCACGACCAGCAAGCUCAAGCAACAUUGAAGCCAUUGCCCAGGUCAACUACUCUCCAUUCUUGUCUUGAAAUUUGUACAAUAAAACGAAACAUUGCUGCAA